Gadus morhua (Atlantic cod) is the source of this 3078-nucleotide messenger RNA. RefSeq names its product sema domain, immunoglobulin domain (Ig), short basic domain, secreted, (semaphorin) 3H (gene sema3h). The record is from RefSeq and is a predicted model, not a curated record. Gene Ontology annotation, cellular component: plasma membrane; axon; glutamatergic synapse. Lineage: Eukaryota; Metazoa; Chordata; Actinopteri; Gadiformes; Gadidae. Gene Ontology annotation, molecular function: chemorepellent activity; semaphorin receptor binding; neuropilin binding. Bases 656 to 3004 code for a protein of 782 amino acids. Gene Ontology annotation, biological process: semaphorin-plexin signaling pathway; neural crest cell migration; negative chemotaxis. The transcript has 18 exons.
UACAUAACAGAGAGGGAGUGCCAGAGACCAGUCACAUGUGGAGAGACAGAAACUGGGAGAGAGAAACUGAGAGAGAGAGAGGGAGCAGUUCAAAGAGGAAAGAGAGAGGAGACCAGCCUUCAGACUGAGGAGCUAGCUGUCAAACAAUCGCCGGAGUUUACUCCAUUUUAUUGGAAUACAUUUUUUUCCGCAUUUUGACCAAACCCAUACACACAUACAGACACUCUCUCUCAUACAAAGAUAGACACUCGUACAUCCUCACACAAGGAACCAGCACAUUGGAACACACAUACACAGACACACACGUGGACAGACUUUUCCACAAGCAGAGGACCUAGAAGAGGUGUGAGUGUGUGUGACUCUCAGUUUUAAUCCUGUGAGUGUGUUUGGAAAACACACUUGCGAGGAGCAGCAGUGAGUGUGCGCGUCCAUCAUUGCGCCUGUUUAGUGUGCGCAACGCAGACUAACUUCACUUUGGACUUGCCCUUUUUCAUUCAUUCUUUUUCGUGCCUUAAGUAACGCCGUCGCUUGGGACUGAACCUGUGCCCCUCAAACCAGCGGCGCACCUUGUGUUCGCGUGAGUGUCCGGGAUCUAGACCUGUGUGUUUGUGUGUGUGUGUGUGUGUUUGGGUCACACCAGUCAGAAAGGCUAGUCAUGGAGCUGUGUUGGCCACUGAGGGUGGUCCUCGUCCUACUGUUCGGGACCGCGUCCACCGGAGCCUGGAGAGCGUCUCAACCCAGACUACAGUUCACACACUCAGAGCUGAUCCAAAAUGGCCGCCUGCUAACCCUUCCCCUUGUGGCGGGAGACCUGUCCAUGCUGCUCCCCGACGAGGACGGCCGGCGUCUCUUUGUGGCUCUGAAGGACAACCUGCUGUCCACCAGCCUGGAUGACAUCACACAGAACCCUCGCAAGCUUUACUGGCCAGCCAGCCCUGAUCGUGUCCAGGAAUGUCUGAUGGCUGGGAAACAUCCAGAGACGGAGUGCGGUAACUUCCUGAGGGUGCUGCAGCCGUAUAACCAGACCCACCUGUAUGUGUGUGGCACCGGAGCUUUCAACCCCCGCUGCGUCUUCAUCGCCACCAGCCUCUUCCUCAAGUCGGACCACCAGAGCCUCAGCUACGGACAGACGGAGUGCGGUAAAGGGAAGUGCCCCUACGACCCCCACCAGCGAACAGCCUCCGCCGUGGUCGAUGGGGAGCUGUAUGCUGGCAUCACCUCAGACUUCAUGAGCAGGGACUCCGCCUUCUUCCGUAGCCUUGGCAACCGCCGCGUGAUGCGCACGGAGCAGUAUGACUCCACCUGGCUGCACGAUGCUCAGUUUGUGCGUGUGGCCCCUCUGUCUGAGACUGAUAACCCGGAGGACGAUAAGGUGUACGUGUUCUUCACUGAGCGCGCUCAGGAGGCCGAGGGGGCUGCUGGGAAGGUGCUCUACUCCCGCGUGGCUCGCGUCUGCAAGAAUGACAUCGGCGGACAGAGGAGUCUGGUUAAUAAGUGGAGUACCUUCCAGAAGGCCCGGCUGGUCUGCUCAGUCCCUGGUGCCGACGGACUCCAGACGCACUUUAAUCAACUGCAGGACAUUUUCAUCCUUAAUGGAAAAGACAAGAAGAACCCCCUCAUCUACGGCCUGUUUACCACAUCAAGUGACAUCCUGAACGGCUCGGCGGUCUGCGUGUACCGCAUGGAGGACAUGGCACGCGUCUUCAAGGGGAACUUCCUGCACAAGGAGGGACCGCAGUACAAGUGGGCGGAGUUCACCGGCAAGGUGCCCUUCCCGCGACCCGGAACUUGUCCCAGCAGCACCUAUGGGAGCUACACGUCUACCAGGGAGUAUCCAGAUGAUGUCAUCUUCUUCAGUAGGACCCACCCACUGCUUGAGGAGAUCGUGGCGCCGCUGGGAGAGCGCCCACUGCUGGUCAGAGUGGGGGUUCACUACAAAUUCACCAAGCUGGUGGUGGACCGGGUGGAGGCUGUGGACGGAACCUACGACGUCCUCUACAUCGGCACUGACUCGGGUCUGGUUCUCAAGUCCAUCCACCUCCCCAGAGAUGACGGGCAGAGCCAGGAGAUCACCCUGGAGGAACUACAGGUCUUCAAGCUCGAAUCACCAGUGACAGCCAUGACACUCUCCAAAAAGAAGCAGUGGCUGUUCGUGGGCUCCAGGGAGGGCCUGUCCCAGCUGGCUCUGUAUCAGUGUGAGCUCUACGGCCAGGCCUGUGCAGAGUGUUGCCUUGCCAGAGACCCCUACUGCACCUGGGACGGCCACGCCUGCAGCCCCUACAUGCCCGUCGCCCGCAGGAGGAACGCUCGUCAUCUGGGCCAGGAAGAAGACCCGCUCAAACAGUGUGUCAGACAGGGAGCAGGUCUGCACGUGGAGGCGGAGCAACGGGCGAUGAUGGUUGCCGAGGGCAACAGCACCUACCUGGAGUGUCUGCCGCGGUCCAGGCACGCUGCGGUCACAUGGUACAAGCAGGCAGGAGAGAACAGCCCCGAACUACACAAGGUGGUGUCAGGUGACCAGCUGGUGCUGUUCGAGCGGGGUGUCCUGAUUCGCCGUGCCGAGCUGUCCCACGGCGGCGUCUACCACUGCCAGCUGGAGGAGCACGGCUUCCUCUGGACGGCCGUCACCUUCCGCCUGUCCGUCUGGAGCUCCUCGGCCAAUCACGUCAUCACUUCCUGGUCCGAGCCCACCAAUCAGCACACGGCAGCGGGGCCGGGGGCGGGGCCAGGAAGCUGGUACCAGGACGUGAUGCCGCUGAUCCACCCCGGCGACCUGGGCCAGCACUGCCGGGCCCUCGGAUACCGGCCCCCGCGCAACCACCGUCACCAUGGCGACCUGAAGAAGAGCCAGAGGCAGAAGCACGGAGCGGAAGAAGGAGGAAGGGGCGGUGUGGGAGGAAGAGGAGGAGGAGGGAGAGGGCGCGUGGGAGGAGGAGGAGGAGGAAGAGGAGGAGGGAGGAAGAGCAGGAGCAAGCCGCAGCUCCGGGCCCCGAGGAGCGCCUGAAUGUUGUGGAGAGACGAGAGGAAGCCAUGGAAACACACUGACACACACACACACACACACACACACUGAGACAU